Molecule: messenger RNA, 363 nt
Organism: Cladophialophora bantiana CBS 173.52
Lineage: Eukaryota; Fungi; Ascomycota; Eurotiomycetes; Chaetothyriales; Herpotrichiellaceae
Exons: 1
Coding region: 1-363 (120 amino acids)
Source: RefSeq, a predicted model, not a curated record
AUGUUCCUCAGGAACGCCUUCAACGGCCCCUUCACAAUAUACUUCUUCCUCUGCCCUAAAUCAAGAUUCCCCGACGACCCGGCCGAGUACGCGGUCAGUUCUUUCCUCGCCAGAAUCAACCACGUCUUCGCCGCGCCGCGCGAAGUCUGCGACAACUGCGGCCAACCAGAUGCCGCAGGGGUUUUGGCGUCCGACACAGUUCCGAUUACGCCUUUGCAGCUCGACUACAUGGUCAACGGAACGCUCGAGAGCAUGCGGGCCGAGCAUGUGUGCCCGUUCUUGGUGAAAUACUUGCGCUGGAGGGUCGUCUCCGUAAGUCACCAUCCCCUCUGCGCAUUAUCGCGUGGAAGGAAAGAAGUGUGA